AUGGCGUCUGGCGGCGAGCACAGCUUCAUGGCGCAACCCGCGCAGCCCCCCGCCCCGUCGCCGCUGGCACCGCAGCCCAGCAACGGCGCAUCCAACAGUCCCACCUCCCAGGCGGUCCCACCCGGCCAUCCCUCUUUCAGACGCCAGCGCGCCAGCCGGGCCUGCGAAACAUGUCAUUCGCGCAAAGUCCGCUGCGACGCCGCCUCGCUGGGCGUCCCAUGCACCAACUGCACCGCCUUCUCCAUCGAGUGCCGCAUCCCCACGCCCAAGCGCAAGAAGACGCAGACGUCGCGAGCCAAGGAGACGGACGGCGCAAGCGAAGCCGACGACAAUGACGGCCGCUCGCCUGCAAGCAUCUCGCUCGAGCCGCGCGACAAGGCGACCGUCUCCAACUCGGAGGAUGGCACGCCCGCGAACAACUACUCCCACGCCUACGCUGCCCAGCAGGCCGCCCACCACGGCACCUACGUGCAGUUCAUGAAGCCCAAGUUUGCACGAGCCCCUAUCAAGGAAGCCGGCCGUGUCGCGUAUCUGGGCGAAUCGUCCAACCUGUCCCUCCUGGUCCACGACCGCUAUGGCACCACCGAUGUCGUCCAUUACCCGCUGCCGGAGAAUGUGCGCGGCGCCAAAGCCCGCGUCAACGAGAUGGACAACAUGGAGAUUGAGAUUCUGCACCAGAGAGGCGCCUUCCUGCUGCCACCGAGGGCCCUCUGUGACGAGCUGGUCGACGCUUUCUUCAAGUGGGUUGCCCCAGUCGUGCCUGUCAUCAACCGCAGCCGCUUCAUGCGCCAAUACCGCGAUCCAAAAAAUCCGCCCUCGUUGCUACUGCUGCAGGCUGUCCUGCUGGCCGGCUCGAGAGUCUGCACCAAUCCGCAGUUGAUGGACUCCAGUGGCUCCACAACGCCAGCUGCCAUGACCUUCUACAAGCGUGCAAAGGCCCUGUACGACGCAAACUUCGAAGACGACCGAGUCACCAUCGUUCAAGCGCUGAUCCUGAUGGGCUGGUACUGGGAAGGACCCGAAGAUGUGACCAAGAACGUCUUCUAUUGGACGCGAGUUGCUAUUGUUGUGGCACAAGGUUCAGGCAUGCACCGAAGUGUCGAGGGGUCGCAGUUGAGCUGGUCAGAUAAGCGACUUUGGAAGCGCAUCUGGUGGACACUCUACAGCCGAGAUCGUUCAGUAGCCGUUGCCCUCGGUAGACCCGUCGCAAUCGAUCCAGAGGACUCAGACGUAGAGAUGAUCUCAGAGGACGACUUCAUCGAUGACGAGGUAGAUCGUCCGGCGGAGCACCCGCCCGACCCAGUCCAUGUUCAGUUUUUUAUCAACUACGUGAAGUUAAGCGAGAUCAUGGGUCUGGUGCUUUCGCAACAGUACUCAGUUGCCUCCAAAUAUCGCAGGGCGAAUGCCAUAGACCUGACCCACAGCGACAUGGCUCUUGCUGACUGGCUGCAACACUGCCCACCUGAAGUGCAGUGGGAUCGAACACGACACCAUUUCUGGGCCGCGCUGUUGCAUGCCAACUACUACACCACACUGUGUCUUCUCCACCGUGCGCACAUGCCACCCGCCGGCUCACCGAAGACGACCAACCUGGACGGCUUUGGUGAGGAGCACGCGUACCCAUCACGAAACAUCGCGUACCAGGCCGCAGCUAUGAUCACGUCAAUCAUCGAGAACCUCCGAGCGCACGACGAGAUACGGUACACUCCUGCCUUCAUCGUGUACAGCUUGUUCUCCGCUCUCAUCAUGCACGUCUACCAGAUGAAGUCAUCGAAUAAGUCGAUCGUCUCGGCGACAGAGCAGCGACUGCAGAUUUGCUUGGAUGCUCUGAGAGAGGUCUCCAAGGUCUGGCUUGUCGCAAAGAUGGUACAUACGCUCUUUGAGUCUAUCUUAGGAAACAAGAACCUCGAAGAGCGCCUGCAGAAAGCCGCGGGCAGGAACCACAAGAAGAACAAGCCGCCCAGCGUACCGCCGCCUCCACCAAAGCCAACGCAAGAGGCUCCGAAGCGCAAGUUUGAAGAGAUGGAUUUUGGGGGAUUCCCAACUAUCAAUGGCCCACCAGCAGCUCAAGUCUCAUACGAACGAUCAAGACCCCAGACCCCCGCAGUCACGCCGUCUAGGGAACUCCCGCCUCAACCUCAGCAGAUGCCUCAGAUGUCAGCUGGAUCGCCGCAGAUGAACCGCCACAACCACGAUACUUUCAUGGGUCCAUCGCGUUCGGGCACGCGUCCAACUACACCCUUCAACCCUUCUUACUCGUAUCCCGGGACGCCUCCUGACUUGUUCUUGAUCACUCGUGACACACCCAACAUCAGUCAAGAGGUCUGGCAGAACUUUCAGCCGGACCAGUUGUUCCCGGCAGAUACCCAGGUCAACUUCCCUCAAUCUUCGCAGCAGCACUCUCUAGUUGAUCCAGCUUUAUCGCAGCCUCAAAACAUGCCUAUACAGCAACAACCGCAACAACAACAAAACAACGGCAGCAUGCCGUCGCAGCCCCAGCAACAGAUGCAAAACUCGAUAAACGGCCAGUUCGAUCAGAGCAACCCACAGGCAUGGGCGCAACAAAUGGAAAUGAUGCAACAAAACCAACAGCAGCAUGGCGAGCAGGACGAUGCCUGGAGUAAUAGUUCCGGCGGACGACACAACCCUGUAGUGCCAAUGAGUCUCAACGUGGACGACUGGUUCAACUUCUUCGGCAUCAAUGGUGAAGCCGACAUGUCGCACCUUUUCCAAAACGGUCCGUCUUGA
Ascochyta rabiei is the source of this 2748-nucleotide messenger RNA. RefSeq names its product Transcriptional activator of fatty acid utilization. Bases 1 to 2748 code for a protein of 915 amino acids. Gene Ontology annotation, molecular function: DNA binding; zinc ion binding; DNA-binding transcription factor activity, RNA polymerase II-specific. Gene Ontology annotation, biological process: regulation of DNA-templated transcription; DNA-templated transcription. The record is from RefSeq and is a predicted model, not a curated record. The transcript is spliced from 6 exons. NCBI's taxonomy places the organism in Eukaryota, Fungi, Ascomycota, Dothideomycetes, Pleosporales, Didymellaceae.